AUGCAUACUGUCAGCUCUAAGGAUAUCAAGACCACCACCAUUCUCGAGUCGAAGGUCGACUGGCUUCCCUGGAAAACUCAAACCAUCCUAUCUUUUGAAGCUCUGACUGAAGAUGAUAUCCAAAACUUGGAAGCAAAACUGAAUCGCAUCACGCAGGAACGGAACGAGCCGUACGCUACUCUCAUUAGUCGUCUCAACACGUCCUUGGUGAAAUUCAAGAAUGCCGGAGGUGUGAAAUCCGAUAGCAGUCUCUGCGCUACCUUACGUCAAGCUGUGCACGACGACAAUCAGACGGUGAAGAUCACGUUGGAAACACCAGCAAUGAUGGCUAUGUCGUACGAUGAUCCUAUUUCGUAUCUCACAGCAUUGGAUCCAGACGAAAAUGACCCAUCGACUAUCGUGCACGGAGCACAUUCAGCCAUUUCAUCAGAUAAUUGCGCAUUCGAGACUGCGGGCGGUGAUCGAAACGAUCGCAAACCUUACUACCGUCGCAUUGACAAAACCGGCCCACGUAACGAUACAAGAGGCUACAGAAAAUCGAACAACAAUGAUAAGUACAACAAACCCUACUCUGAUCGUGGCCGUAAUACACAAAAUGAUAGAGACAGCAGCAACGACCGCUAUCAACGCCGAUACCAUGACAACCGCGACGAUUACUAUCGACCGGAAUAUCAAGAAGAUAGAAACAGACAACGCAACUACGGAAACAACGACAGAUACUCACAUGACAACCAGCGCUCUCAAGACCGAGAUAGCACCUAUCGAUCUCAAGACAACCGACGCCAUACAAGGGACGGCAGAAAAGACAAAGCAAUGUCAGCGCAAUUCAAUGACUUUCCUCGUUCUGACAGACGAAUUGCGUUUUCGGCUAUAGACCCUACAGUUGACAAUAAGGAUGUGAACGAUCGACCAAAUAGGGAUCCUGAACGUGAAUACUGA
Sphaeroforma arctica JP610 is the source of this 939-nucleotide messenger RNA. RefSeq lists its product as hypothetical. The coding region runs from base 1 to 939 and encodes 312 amino acids. The record is from RefSeq and is a predicted model, not a curated record. The transcript has 3 exons. Lineage: Eukaryota; Ichthyosporea; Ichthyophonida.